GUCUUAGCUCUCAUUUAUGUACUCGCCGCGCUUAAUGGUGUAUAAACUCGAUUUUCUCCUCCGUGGGGGUUUUUUCCAGUCUUCGCGAUCGCUUUUAGAAAAUUACAAAGGUAUCUUCGCACGUCAUCUGGCCGGCUUGUGUUGAACGGAUCCCACACCCACGUCGAGAUGAAGUGUCCUUCGGUGAUCCUGCUGCUGUUCACUUUUUUCGGCCAGUGCAUCGUUUGCUCUUGGCAGGUGCAGAGUAAAAAUAAAUCCCCAUCAAUCACAACAAUUCACACACUCCAUCAAAUGAAUCAAAGAAUACUCGCAGAACUCAAUAAAAGAUUAAUCUCCUCAGUUCGAUGUCCUAUGAUGCGACUGAAUAAUGGCAAGAUUCGUGUUCGGGCUCGAGGUCGAAUUGUAAGAUUCAACUGCCUCGACGGAUUCACUCUCGUUGGCAACAAGUAUUCUACGUGCAUUCGCGGUCAAUGGGACACACCUACUCCCGUGUGUGUGAUUCAAGACGCGAAAGCACUCGCUCCCACGAAAUGCGAUUUCGAGAGUACGGAUCUCUGCUGGUGGGAGCAGGACCCGCAGCACGAUUUCGACUGGAAGCGCCAUAAUUUCGAGACACCGAGUUUGCACAUCGGUACCGGUCCUACGCACGACCAUACUCUGGGAGCCGGAAAUGACGGCCAUUAUCUUUAUAUCGAGGCAUCCGGUCGAUUGGUGAACGAUACGGCAAGAAUUAUAUCCCCUCUGUACAAUUCAUCAUUGACUGAAUCGGGCUGUUUCUCGUUCUGGUAUCACAUGUAUGGUGCCACAAUCGGAUCACUGAACAUUUAUUUCAAGCAAGAGGAUUCUGCGUCGCGAUUGAUGUUUACCAAAAGCGGAAAUCAAGGGAAUCAGUGGUUCCAUGGUAUCUUUGACUUGCCGAAAACUAAUAUCAGCUUCCAGCUUGUUAUAGAAGGAGUGAGAGGUAGCAGUUACGUGAGCGAUAUCGCGAUAGACGAUAUUGCGAUUUUACAGGGGGACGAGUGCAUCGUUAAGAAUGAAUCUACCAGCGUAACUGUAGGCGAUGACGAUCAAGUCGAAAUAGUCAACGCGCAACAAACCUGCCGGGACAGAUGCGUUUUUUCGUCGACAAUCUCGACGACGACCCUUUCCUCCGACGCAUUAUCUCAUGGUUCAUUUGGACCAGAAAGCUGCCUCUGUACGAUUGAUUGUGCGGAACGCUCUAUAUGUUGCCCGGAUUACGCUGAAUACUGCAUACUAGGGUACAGCACCGCUGUGACAGUGGCCGACGAGGUCACGAGAUCAUCGGAUAAUCGAACCACCGCGAUUUCACCGGUGAAGAAUUCCACUCUGACAGGAUUUCCUAUAAAUCCGAAAGACGACAUCGACCCGGGUAUAUUUAACUCGUCGACGACGUCGUCGACUACGCAAAGACCCAUCGUGACCACGAAGACAACGGUCAAGGCUCAAACCAAGAGCCCGUCACGGACAACUACAUCUGCCAAGUCAACGCGACAGGCAGAGACAAAGGAGACGCCUUUCGAACCCAAGACAACUGUCGCAACAAAAUACAUAGAACCUCAGGAUCGAUCUGACCUGCAUGAAGAGCAAAAUCCGGAGAGGAAGAAACGCGGAGGCAUCGAGAUCUCGGAGACUGUCAUCGCGAUCGGCGCGACUUUGACCGUCCUUUCCGUGGCCCUCGUCAUCACGAUCAUGGUUAUUAGGAGGAGAAAAACUUACAAGAGAGGAACGAGCAGCUCGGCGCUCUCGGAGGACAGCGACGUUCGUUUUUUAACGUCGGACGAAAUCCUCGAUUUCAAUCUAGCCCGACCUACCGAUAACGACGAAAUGUAGCACCACAUUAUCGAAAUUCCUUCUUUAAACGGUCUGGAAUUAAAAUUAAAUUGAUUCUCGGGUUAAGUAAUUAAUCGAUGAACGAGGAGAAUUUUGUGGAUAGAAAAUUAUUAAAGUAACCUGCACCUUCAUUGAUCUAAUUCUUAUUAUUAUUCGGAUAAAUUUUGAGGAAACAAAAGUUAUGAUAAAAUCUUCUGUAUUAAUAUGAAAUAUUAUUGUUAAUACAUCGUUGAAGAAGAUCCUCCGGAAAUCCACAAUACAAUAUUGACAUUUACAAUUUUAGUA
Camponotus floridanus (Florida carpenter ant) is the source of this 2136-nucleotide messenger RNA. RefSeq lists its product as uncharacterized. The coding region runs from base 169 to 1851 and encodes 560 amino acids. Gene Ontology annotation, cellular component: membrane. The transcript is spliced from 9 exons. Lineage: Eukaryota; Metazoa; Arthropoda; Insecta; Hymenoptera; Formicidae. The record is from RefSeq and is a predicted model, not a curated record.